AUGGCAGUUAAAAGAAGACCAAGACUGCAAAGAAACUCCAACAUUUUGCUGGCCUGUUUAGCAGCUACUGAUACAGCCACUGGUUUACUGACACAACCAUCAGAUAUUCUGUAUAUGAUUCUCAAGCUAUCUGGAAUCGGCGAUAAAGGCGCUGGACCCACGAUUUUGGAUUUUCAUAAUUCUUCUUUACGCGCCCUGUUUGUCUGUUCCUCGCUUCAUCUGAUGUUGGUAACCUUUGAGAGGAUUAUAGCGAUCAAAUUUACAAUGCGAUACAAUGCGCUUGUCACAAAAGACAAACUUAAGGUAGUAGUGGCUGUAUUCUGGUUCCUUUCGGUUUCAUCUGAGGUAGUAAAUCACGUAACAGGCCAAACACUUUACUCAAACGUUUUAACAGCUUUGACUUUAGUUUCCUGUGUUCUUUUUAUGUCGAUUUCAUACUUAUUGUUGUACCAAGAAACUCGCCGACAUCAAAAGAGAAUGAAAAAGGAACAAAUCCCUCUGGAAGAAGUUGAACGAUUUCGUAAAGAAAGCAAAGCUCUCAAGACAACAGUGUUCGUAGUUGGGGCUGUUCUGUUAUGUUUUUUCCCUGCGUUCAUAUUCCUUUCAGUUCUUUUGUACUUUUCAGGAGUUGUUGUAAUGCAAUCCAGUUUGUUUUAUGUUGUUACACCAUUCAUUCGUACAUCCGGAAUGUUAAACUCGUUUCUGAACCCACUUAUUUACUGUUUGCGGCAAAAAGAAAUGAGACAGUUUGUUUUAAGAUUUCUAAGAUUUCCGACAGCAAUACAAGUGGUGCAACCCAUUGAUAACUAAUAGUUGUUAAAACUUGAAGCUUAGCAAAAUUCAGUGCUACAAUUGGGCAAAAAUUAAAGCAACACAAAUUCACUCAUAUCAGUUGUAAAAAAGAAGCUCAGGGUCUGUGAAUUGUAUUAAGAUACGGUGUAUGUAAAACUUGGGUGUUACGUUGAGUGAAUAAUAAAUUUUAUUUUUUAACACUGCCUUUUAUGAUUUGCCUCAAAUCACUCCAACGCUGAUCAGAGUGAUGGGAUUUUGAACAAAACACUAGCGCGAUUCGUGCAUAACUCGUACUGCAGAUGGCCAGAAAGAUUGCAAGGAAAUCAGUGAUUUCAAAAUGGGUGUAAUAAACUACAGAUUGUUAUGACGCGUGAUUUUGGACUAUCAAAAAGGAAUUCACGCGUAAUAUUCAAAUGUAUGACGGACGUAACCUAUUCACAAUUGAACCAGCAUCCUUUGUACAGUGAAUAGCACUGGAUGCCCCAGUCAGAGCGCGCGAAAGUUUUUGUAUACACACUACAUGUAAAAUAAAAACUAUAAGCUAUAAGUCAAGAAGGCCCACAGAAAAACUAUUAGGGCCUAUUACGAGCUACAGGCUCAAAAAGAAAGCUUUGGAAAGGCAAUUACGCAUGUUGAUAAUAACUUUUAAAACAAGGGGAAAUAAAUUUAGUAGAUAUCACAUGAGACCUGCGCAAUAAGGUUGAGAACAUUCAGCGCAGAUGGUAAAAAAGAACUACGCCUCACUAGCGAGGUCAGUUUAGGAACAAAAGAAAGCCGUCAUCACAUCGUUGACGGUUUGUUGGGUGGAGUCUGAUAGAUUUAUGUACACUAUAAAUAAAAAAACGGCAGGAAAACUUACUGACGGUCGACGGAUGAAACAACAACGUUCACCUAAGUUAAAAUUAGUUUCGUGGGAAAUAAUAGAUUGGAAAAGGCUCUGUCCUUUCUUCAAGCUGAACAAAAGUCAUAUAAUUGAUGUAAUGUUUGACACAUAUGACCAGUCACUGGAGAAAAAUUCAUUCUUUGAAAAAGCCUAAUGGGUCAACUAAUUGAAUAUUUUAAAGUUAAGUAAUCGGAUCUACUUUUUAACGACAAAAGGAACCGCCGUCCUUUAUAACAAAACUAAACGCAAGCCUGGCAAUACGCCGUCCUUUUUAAUUGUUUCAUGGGAAGUAAUUGAGUGGGAUAGGUUCACUCUUUUAACUAAAGAACUUUGCAAAUCGAAAGUAGAGGAAAAUUUCCCUUAUCGAGAUACUGUCUUUCCAAAACAAUCGCGCACCGAGCAAGGACUAUUAAAUGAAAUAAAAACAUUUAAUAUAAUCGGCGAGGGAAACUUUAUAUUUCAAGGUGGGAGAGUAGGCCGGGGUGACCCCCUAGGGUGAUAUGAAAGACACGGGGAUACUCAUCUUCUCACUUUCGAUUUUUGGUCUCAAGCGUGGAUUUCAGGCAAAACGUUAUUUUUGUUUUCAAGUUUUUUUUUUAAUAUUAGGUUACAUGCGAGGAAAUAAACAAACAGCAUAAUGUAUUUUUUUGUUUUGUUUUUAGGUAUCUUUAACGGGUCAUAUAGAGGCUGCGACACACCCAGACUGAUCCCAUAAAAAAUUUCCGACGAGAAAUCCCCCCUUUGUCAUAUGGGGCCCCCGGAGUAACUUCCCGGUGGUAGCCCAGUGAAAGCUGUACGUCACCUCUCAACAACGAGGGUCGAAUUUAUAUCCCUGAGUUGAUACUACUUUAGUUCUGGGUUGAAAUUACACUUGGUUCCUCAUUGCUGAGAGGUUUUCCUCCCGGUGCUCCCAUCAUGACUAUCGAAUUCCAAUUAGACCCGCGACGCACGAACGCGUUUGAAAUACGGAUUUUUUUUGGAACAGCUCCUGGGGUGAGUUAAGACGAAUAGAACAUACAAUAACCGUUGUAACUCAGUUAGGCAGUAGUUCAAGCGACAAUUAUUAGUAGAAGAAAGCAUCUCCAUUGUUAAACUUGACUUCCUGGGAAGUAUUUAAAUGUGACAGGCCUGUACAUGAACUUGCAAACGCAUUUGCUGAAAAUACUUUCUUUAACAGGUUCUUGAGUUUUCUUGGGUAAACAGGUUACAUGGAGUUUACAUAUGAGAUCCUUUUUAAAAACCAUAUUUUAUAUGAAAAAGGCAUCUCAAUAAAGAUUAUUAUUGUUAGUUUACAAAGAUUAGAACAAACUGAACAACAGAUCAAGUUCUAGAUCAAGUUCUAGUUAUUGGCAGAAGAAACCACGUCUACUGAAGUUAGCCUUGACUUCAUGGGACAUAAUUAUGGGUAAAAGGUUUGCGAUUUUAACUAGCCGAUCAGAUGAAAAAUAACAAGCCUCUAAAGCGUCUGUUUCGUGUCAAAAACACUGAGCACAGAACAACGAUCAUACUGAAAUUCACAAUUUUUAAACCAAGGUCAACAGCAUAUUGUUCAAAGAUGCCGUCUCAUGGAGUACAGAUGAGCGAAACAAUAUAAGCCAUUGAAACUCCAUUACAUCAAGAUCGAGCGAUACUUAUCGACAGGAACUCUCCAAGUUUUUGAAAAGCGAGAUGAAAUGAUAUGCCUCAAUGGCAGUGCUCUUUAUAUCUUAAAAAAAGCACCUGUUCUAGAAACCAUCAAAUACAGUAUAAAAAUUUUGUUAACGACUUUUCUUUACUCAAAGAGUCUUACAAAGCUAAGUGCAGACAGAAGAGCGCAUCAGUUACCUUAAUUUUGCUCAAAACUCACUUUCUUUUCGCACAUAUAUCGUGCCAGUAUCUUCGAAAUUCGAUUCGUUUCAGAUAUUGUCAUGACAGACGUAACACAACUAAGCAUGGCAGCUCAGAUUAGUUUCCUCAUUAACAUCAUCAUUAACAUCGCUAUUUGUCCCUUCACUGUCCUCCUGAACGUGCUGGUAAUAAUGGCCGUUAAAAGAAGACCAAGACUGCAAAGAAACUCCAACAUUUUGCUGGCCUGUUUAGCAGCUACUGAUACAGCCACUGGUUUACUGACACAACCAUCAGAUAUUCUGUAUAUGAUUCUAAAGCUAUCUCGAACCGGAGAUAAAGGCGCUGGAAGCAGGGUUUUGGAUUUUCAUAAUUCUUCUUUACGCGCCCUGUUUGUCUGUUCGUCACUUCAUCUGAUGUUGGUAACCUUUGAGAGGAUUAUAGCGAUCAAAUUUACAAUGCACUACAAUGCAGUUGUCACAAAAGUCAAACUUAAGGUAGUAGUGGCUGUAUUUUGGUUCCUUUCGGUUUCAUCUGAGGUAGUAAAUCACGUAACAGGCCAAACACUUUACUCAAACGUUUUAACAACUUUGACUUUAGUUUCCUGUGUUCUUUUUAUGUCAAUUUCAUACUUAUUGUUGUACCAAGAAACGCGCCGACAUCAAAAGAGAAUGAAAAAGGAACAAAUCCCUCUGGAAGAAGUUGAACGAUUUCGUAAAGAAAGCAAAGCUCUCAAGACAACAGUGUUCGUAGUUGGGGCUGUUCUGUUAUGUUUUUUCCCUGCGUUCAUAUUUCUUUCACUUGUUUUACACUUUUCAGGAGUUGUUGUAAUGCAAUCCAGUUUGUUUUAUGUUGUUACACCAUUCAUUCGUACAUCCGGAAUGUUAAACUCGUUUCUGAACCCACUUAUUUACUGUUUGCGGCAAAAAGAAAUGAGACAGUUUGUUUUAAGAUUUCUG
Messenger RNA from Porites lobata, 4458 nucleotides. Lineage: Eukaryota; Metazoa; Cnidaria; Anthozoa; Scleractinia; Poritidae. The record is from the annotation of a GenBank genome assembly.